ACUUCAUUUCAAAAAGUUGUAUUUGAAUAGAGGAAAAUGGUUCAACCAAGCGAUUUCAGCGAUAUUCUACGCCAAGUCGGCUGGACGGAUGGGUUCAAUAUUCCAGCUCUGAGCGAUGAAAAUAGACGUCUUGAAGCCGAGGUUGCAGCAAUGUUGCGCGAAAAAGCGUCGUUGAUGACCAGUGUAGCAGAACUUGACGACCUGAUGGGCUCGCUAAAAUCGCAUACUCAAGAGCUUGAGACUGAAUAUACGCAGAAUGAGACGAUGCUCAGCGUCCAGCAGAAACAGAUAGAGAAAGAGGAUGCUCGGAUCAGAGUGCUCCAGGGCGAGCAGAGCAGAUUAAAAAAUGCCAUUUCUAUGGAAAAGCAGGAACGAAAGAACAUCGAAGAGCGAUGUAAAAAGAUUGAAAAUCAGAUUAACACUGCACUGCACCCAAAUAAAGACCUCGAGGCUGUGCAAGAGCAUUGGCAAAAACAGGAAGCACUCGCAAAUCUCACAACAGGCACGCUGGAAGAUUUUUACAAACAGGACGAAGCGAAAUUGAAGGAGCUGGAACUGCAGCGACUGCGGCUUCAAGAACAAGUGACUGCAGCGACAAAAAAGCUGCAUGAGACGAACAGUUCAGUUCUUGCCCUAGAACAACAACUUGAAACGUCUGCGAAUAAAUACAAAGUCAUCUUAGCAGCAAAAAGUGAGCUUGCUGAUCGAUGGAAAGUGACAGCAAAUAAUGUUAGGGAAAAGGAAGAGAUAUGUAGAGGCCUGAAGCAAGAAAUAGAUGCACUCUCACACAUCGUGGAAAAUAAACAGGCCGAAAUGAGAGCUACGAAAGAAUUGGAGGAAAAUGAGCAGAGGCGGAAUUGCGAGAUAAUGGCACAUACCCGCCUGUUGGAACACGACGCAAUGAAACUGAGAGAAAAUCUGAGAGAAAAUAAAACCACCAGUGCGGCACUCGGUGAAGAAGUUGACAGCCUGCAACGCUACCUGGCUGGGUGUGGAAGUGAUUUGGCGGAGUUGAGAAAAAGGAGUCAAGAUACAACAAAGCGAAUCAAUGAGCUCGAAAGUCAAAGAGACGUUACAAGAGAGGGCUGUUUGCAGAGAAAGCUGAGGCUGGAAAAUCUAGGAAGCCUUACUGGUAACUCAGAGAAACGCAACCAACGCUUGGAGGGAAUGUUGCAAGAAAAGAUGAGGGCGGUCUCGAAAAUGAAGAACGACAUACACCGCAUUGAAAGUGAAACAACACAGGCAAAGCAAGAAACCUUAAAGGUGAAGCAGGAAACCGGAAAUUGCCUUGCAGUCGCGAAUGCAGAAGAAGUGACACUGAGACACGUCCAUCAGCAAAAGAAUGAAGUCGAUAAAUUGUUGGAGAAACACAGAGACAUGCUUCUGAAUAUAGAUGUGGAAAUUCAAAGAGCGGAUCUACGAUUACAAAAAAUAGCAAAUGAAAAGGCUGUAGAUGCUGAAAAUACAGCAAGGUUGUCAGAAAAGGAGAGUUUACUCAAAGAGGCCUAUAGUCAGAAGAAAGCUGCACUUACUGAACUUGAACGAGACUUGAGGAAUUGUGAGACAGGAGAGCGACAGGUUGUUCAAUCGUUAGUUGCAGCAAAGCAGCAGCUUGAGGCUCUACAGGCUGCAGAAAAGGCCUAUUGGGCUGAAGUUGACGGAGGAGAUGCAAAAAUGACAGCCAACCGAACAGAAGUAGAAAGUUGCCAAGUGAAGCUAUCCCUGAUGAAGGCAAAAGUGACAAAACGGAAUGAUGAGUUGUCCAAGCUUAAGGCAGAAGUUCUGAGUCUAAAGAACACAGCUCUGCAGGCUGACCGAGUGGGAAAGCUGCAGAGUGCUGAACUCGCAUCAGAAAUUUCUGCCUUGGCUGCAGAAGUGACAGCCGCCGAAAAUGGAAAUACAGAAUUGAAACAGGCUAUUAAGAGAAGAAAGCUGAGGAUCCAACAGUUACAAGGAGUGUUUGACAUGACUAUAAAAUCGAUGGAAGGGAGCAGUGCUGAAAAUUUGGAUGCAACAGAGUGCAUUACCAAGCAGCAAAUAAGGGUUGCUCAAGAGAAAGGAGAAUUAGUGAACAGAGGAAACACUCUCGAUUUGCAAAUAAGAACUGCAGAGAAGGAAAUUCAGGCCAUGGAAAAUACGCUGACUCUUGUGAAGUCAGCAAAUGACAGAUUUCGAAGUAGUCUUGCAUUACCUGGAGCACAGCAAGCAGAGGACGUUGAAAUCGAUCCAGAUUUAGCGGGAAAAAUUAAGUCUGAAGAAGAAAGACAAGUCAAUCUUAAAGCAGAGUUAAGGCAAAAGAAAGAGACAGAGGCAAAGGUGUACACAAAAUGCCAGAAUUUGAGAGAUCAGCUUGCUGAGACCGAAGAGAGAUACCAACAACUUAUCACAGAGAGUGCAGAGAGAAAGCACAUGGUGGAUGAACUUGAAAGGGAGAUAGCUGAGCAAGAUGUGAAGCUCAAACGAGCAUUUGCACAGGCCAGGCGUUUGAAACGAGAAUUGCGAGCUGGUCACUCAGGACCAACGUUUGAAGAGAGAGACCUAGAGGUGAGGGAGAUGAAACGUGUCUCAAGCGCAGCUUUAAAACAACUUUGGGAGUUGGGUCCUCAAGCAAAACCACUGGUGGCAAAAUAUUUGCAAGAGAAGGAUCUUCCGACUGAUGCCCCUCAGUUUAAAGCUAGGACCUCAAAAACCCUAUCACAACUGAGCAUCACAGGACCAAGUGAAUAACACAGUGCUUUACACGGACUACUAUUUUACUUUAUUACAUUCAAAGAAUUUGUCAAUCGACAUCUGUCUUGCACAAUAUAUUAUGAUACACAUGAACUAGUA
This is a messenger RNA of Cloeon dipterum, 2829 nucleotides long. RefSeq names its product coiled-coil domain-containing protein 39-like. NCBI's taxonomy places the organism in Eukaryota, Metazoa, Arthropoda, Insecta, Ephemeroptera, Baetidae. Gene Ontology annotation, cellular component: axoneme. Gene Ontology annotation, biological process: inner dynein arm assembly; cilium-dependent cell motility; epithelial cilium movement involved in determination of left/right asymmetry. The record is from RefSeq and is a predicted model, not a curated record. The transcript has 13 exons. Bases 37 to 2727 code for a protein of 896 amino acids.